AUGGCUAGUUACCACUCCGUCCGGGAAGAACGAGCCACGCGCCUCCGAGACCCGCACCGCCGCGCUUCCGGCCCAGGCCAGGGGCUGCCGGGAAGGCAAGGCAAGACGUCGGCCAAUAAGACCGCAGCUUUGAGGAGGAAGCACUGCCCACCACUCUAUGGCACAGAUCGCGGUUCCUUUCCCAGCAUGCACCGGGCCAGAGCCGGAAAGAUGGCCGCCGGGACGGGUAAGCACAAGUUACUGAGUGUCGGACCCACAGAGCCAUGGUCCAUCCGGGAGAAACUGUGCUUGGCCUCCUCUGUUAUGCGGAGUGGGGACCAGAACUGGGUGUCUGUCAGCAGAGCUAUCAAACCUUUCGCAGAGCCAGGGCGCCCACCUGAUUGGUUUUCUCAGAAGCAUUGUGCAUCACAAUAUUCUGAGCUUCUGGAGACAACAGAAACACCAAAAAGAAAGCGUGGUGAGAAAGGUGAAGUGGUAGAAACCGUAGAAGAUGUUAUUGUGAGGAAAAUGACAGCAGAACGGGUGGAAGAGCUGAAGAAGAUGAUUAAGGAAACUCAGGAGAAAUACAGGCAGCUGAAGAGGGAUGCCGAACUGAUCCAAGCAGGGCAUAUGGACCACAGGCUGGAGGAAUUAUAUAAUGACAUUGUGGUGAAGAAGAGAAUGGAAGAGGAAGAGGCAGAGAUGAAGAGGAAAGCUACAGAUGCUGCUUAUCAGGCUCGUCAAGCAGUUAAAACCACAUCACGAAGACUGCCUGGAAUGAUGGUUCGCUCUCCAGCAGGUUCUACUUCUCCAGGAGCAGACUACGGUCUCGGGGACUUGUCUCAACCCAGUGUUGAAGAGACUAGUCCAGGGGUAACUCCAGGGACAUUGCCCAGCACCCCAGUUGCCUCCUUCAUUGGGAUCCCUGACACCCCUUUGGGCUCCACCUCCCUGGAUGCCCCCAUGACCCCAGUCACAGAUGAUUCAACCCAGAAAAAGAUGCUAGGACAGAAAGCAACUCCGCCUCCUUCUCCUCUGCUUUCAGAGCUGCUGAAGAAGGGCAGCCUCCUGCCCACGAGCCCCAGGCUGGUGGGCGAGAGUGACAUGUCGGUUGUUUCUGGUCAUGCAAGCAGCUCAGGUAUCCUCCUAGAGGUUGGAGGAGUUCUUCCGGUGUUGCAUAGUGGAGAGAUGCCGUCAGCUCCUACUACUGUUCCUGCAUCCCCUGCUGCUUCAGGUGCUCCUACUCUUUCCCGCCUUUUAGAAGCUGGUCCAACACAAUUCACCACAUCGCUUGCUUCCUUUUCUGCUGUUGCCAGUGAACCUUCAGCCAAACUCCUGCCACCCCCUGUAGAGUCCGUGCCUCAGGCAACUAUAGUCAUGGUCCCUACGUUACAAGCACCAACUGCUGUGCCACCUGCUGCAACUCCAGAAAGUGUAGCGACAGUGAGUCAGCCCAGCACCUGUGUUUCCAUGGAGCCCGUUCCUAAUCCUCACACUGUGACAGUGUCAAUGGACAGUAGUGAAAUAUCCAUGAUCAUUGAUUCCAUCAAGAAAGACUGCCUGGGCUCUGGGGCAUCUGCUGCUGUAGGUACUUCCAAAGACCACAGCAUGGAUGGGAAGGAAGACCUGGAUCUGGCUGAGAAGAUGGAUGUUGCAGUUUCCUAUGCAGGAGAAGAGCCUUCUUACACUGGGGAAGAACUGGACUUUGAGACUGUUGGGGACAUCAUAGCCAUCAUUGAGGAUAAGGUGGAUGAUCAUCCUGAAGUCCUGGAUGUAGCAGCAGUGGAGGCUGCUUUGUCUUUCUGCGAAGAGAUUGAGGACCCUCAGUCACUGACUGGUCCUUGGGAACAUCCUCUCCAGCGGGAGCAUCCACUCCAGGCAGAGCAUGAGAAGCAAAGCCAGAUCCCCCCAAUGCCUGUGACGGUAAAGCAGGAGAGGUCAGACUGUGAGGAACCAGAGGCCAAGGGCAUCCGGGACCUGAUGAACAUGGGAGACCUGGGAGCAGAAAUAAAAAGUGAGCCUCCGGAGCAGGGACAGAUUCAUUUGGGCUCUGAGGAAGCCUCUGCACUAGCAGCCAGAACAAGUGAAGCCACUGAGUUGAGGGGACAGAUUUCUGAAGAUGAAGAUGCAGCGGUUGUUGGCCUGGAGGGAUCUGAACUGGAGAUGGAAUCAUCAAAAGAUGAAAUGGAUCACGGUACAGUGAAGACAGAGCUCCCUGCUGAUGAUGAGACUUCCUCUUCGCAUGCUCCGAGUGCAAGUGAAGACUCCUCACAGGCAGAUCUUCACCACAAAUAUGAGCUUUCAGACUCAAUGAAGGAAGAAGCACAAGCUUUAUUUGAGAACCAAAUGAAGGGUGAAGAGGAUGAGGAGGAUGGUGCCAGCGAGGCUGCCAGUUUGGAGGAGCCCAAAGAGGAAGAUCAGGGUGAGGAGUAUCUCUCAGAGAUGGACAAUGAACCUCCUGUGAGUGAGAGCGAUGAUGGCUUCAGUAUCCAUAAUGCGCCUUUGCAGUCUCACACGCUGGCCGAUUCCAUCCCCAGCAGCCCUGCCUCCUCACAGUUCUCUGUUUGCAGUGAGGAUCAGGAAGCCAUUCAGGCCCAAAAGAUCUGGAAAAAGGCUAUUAUGUUGGUUUGGAGAGCGGCUGCUAACCACAGAUAUGCCAAUGUCUUUUUGCAGCCGGUGACUGAUGAUAUUGCUCCAGGUUACCACAGUAUUGUGCAGAGACCAAUGGACUUAUCAACCAUUAAAAAAAAUAUUGAGAAUGGACUUAUCCGGACCACAGCAGAGUUCCAGCGAGACAUCAUGCUGAUGUUCCAGAAUGCUGUCAUGUACAACAGCUCAGACCAUGAUGUGUACCACAUGGCUGUGGAAAUGCAGCGCGAUGUCUUGGAGCAGAUCCAGCAAUUUCUAGCCACACAAUUGAUCAUGCAAACAUCUGAAUCUGGAAUCAGUGCAAAAAGUCUACGUGGACGAGAUUCCACACGAAAACAAGAUGCUUCAGAGAAGGACAGUGUUCCUAUGGGCUCUCCUGCCUUUCUCCUUUCUCUCUUCAUGGGUCAUGUGUGGACCUGGCUAGAGCCCAAAGGGGAAGUCUUCACUGAAUCUGAGAAAAGCAGCAGUUGCCAAUCUUCCUGCAGUUCUCCAGACUCUAGUUUGGAUCUUGAAUUGAAAUGGGGAAAUUGGAGAGAAAUGGAAGAAACCGAUGAGGAGGACUUAGAGGAAAGCAGCAGCCAAGAAGAGAAUGGCAGGUCAGAAAUUGGUGACCUUGCAGCAUGUGAAAAAGUCAGCACCAAGAAUAAAGAAGGAGCCGAGACGUGCAAGAAUGAAAUUGUUUUGCAAUUCAUAUCAGAGGUGACCCAUUUGAUGGAACCACUGUGCAUUGAUGGCACAAAUCUGACACAAAGUCCUCAUGCUCUUGAUACCACUGGUGAGAAAAAUGGGAAAGGAGGCCUGAGUUACAAAGAAGACACAAAGGAAUUUCUAGUCCACAUACAGGAAGAAGAGGAGGUAGCUGUGGAAAACACUGAGGAGGAAGCUGAGGACUGGAAGGACAGUGACUUUCACAUGAGUUACGGAAAUGAUGACCCCAGUCCCUGUGGAACCCCCUGGAUGAGCUCUCCUUCCACAAGUACAGCCUCCUUGCCUUCGACGCAACCAAGUCAAGAGGAUUUGCUCCAACAGCGCUUGGUCUUCAGAAGAACUCUGCUGUCCAUCUUGAAGAUGGUGACUGGGCACAGGUUCAGUGGACCUUUCUUGAAGGCUGUUUCGGAGAAACAGGCUCCUGGUUAUAAUGAAGUGGUGAAGAGGCCUAUGGAUCUUUCCUCCAUAAAGAAGAGCCUCUCCAAAGGCCAGAUUCAGAGCAUGAUCCAGUUGCAGAGAGAUCUCAUGCUGAUGUUCCAGAAUGCUAUAAUGUACAAUAGUUCCAACCACCACAUACACCGCAUUGCUGUGGAAAUGCAGCGAGAGGUCCUGGAGCAGCUCCAGAUGCUGGGCGAGGUCCUUCUGUGCUCAGAAGAAAUGCAAGGCUUCUUGAGAGGUGUUGAGGACCCAGACGACUAAAGCCCAUCUGAAGUUGAGAUGCCAGACUUCAGUCCACCCACCUGAAGCCUUACUUGAUAAUUCAAUAAAGUUUAUCAGUUGCAUAACCCCUUUCCCUUUCCUAAGAUCCUUUAUGUUCUUAUAUUUCUCCCAUUUGUUUGUUAGCAGGCUCCGUUAUAACUUGAAAAUUAAUGAUAGUCUGGUCAGUGCUGACUCCUGGAAAAUCAUUCUCUUCUUAACUGAACCUUAGUGAAGAAGAAAUGAAGGGAAAGAGAAGCUCAGAGCAUUAAACCAAAGUAUGUCUAUUGGCAUCAUAAGCAAAGGCUUAGAGCCCUUUUGGGUAGUUAAAGUACAUAUGUUUUCCCAUAAUAAAUGUUGUGUUGACUUUUAACUCUCCCAGACCUGUUCUGUUCUAGAUUGCCGCAGGAUGUACAGCCUAUGCUGUUUUAAUUUUUUUUUUGGUAGCAUGCUAGAAUUGAACGAUUAUAUAGGUGUUAAUGACAAUAUAUGAUUCACCUUUUAGGAUUUUCAACACUGGCAUAAAUUGGAGUGGGUAAAGUGCAGACCACAGGACUCUGUAAACACUGCAUGCUGCAGAUUCAUGUAAAUGUCUAACAGCUACUAGGUGGUGCUCAGAAACCUUUUACUGUGUUUAUUAUUUAUUUAUUUCAUUUAUAUGCUGUUUUCUCACCCCUGGGGAGACUCAAAGCUGUUCACAACAUAAAUGGCAAAGAUUCAAUGCUUCACAUCCAUAUAAAAGAACAUUACAAGUCUAAAAGCAAUCACAUAUAGCCAUACAUUAAAUCAUUAAAAACUAUACAAACCAUCAGCAUAACCAUAAAACAUUAAGCAUUAAGACAUUUAAACAUUGCUUCGAUCCCAUGGUUUCCUUUAGCUGCUUGCAUAUUGGUGUCAUUCGUCGAAUGCAUGCUUCUUCAUGGUGUCUGUGAAAUCGCACAUAUGGGUUUCCCUUUGCGCUUGCGCAAUGCAGUUCGGAACCUUCUAGACCUUUUCUAUUGAAACAUUUUGAUGGUAGCCCCACCUACUCUCCCAAAGAGUAUAUAUGCCCAAAGCCGGGACUACAGCCUCGGUUCUCUUUUUCCACACUGACUGCAGCUAGGAACAUUCAAUUUGUGCCUUUUUUACUUUUAAUAAUUGUCAUGUUAUGUUGUUUUAUAACUAUGUUAUUAUGUUGUGUUUUAAAUUUAUGGACUGUUUUUCUUAUGUAAGCCACCCCGAGUUCCUUCGGGGAGAUGGAGGUGGGGUACAAGAAUAAAGUUGUUGUUGAUGUUGUUGUUAU
Messenger RNA from Anolis carolinensis (green anole), 5314 nucleotides. It is a transcript of the gene brd8, whose product is annotated as bromodomain containing 8. Bases 1 to 4035 code for a protein of 1344 amino acids. NCBI's taxonomy places the organism in Eukaryota, Metazoa, Chordata, Lepidosauria, Squamata, Anolidae. The transcript is spliced from 28 exons. The record is from RefSeq and is a predicted model, not a curated record. Gene Ontology annotation, molecular function: protein binding. Gene Ontology annotation, cellular component: NuA4 histone acetyltransferase complex.